This is a messenger RNA of Poeciliopsis prolifica (blackstripe livebearer), 2740 nucleotides long. Its product is annotated as hepatic sodium/bile acid cotransporter-like. The transcript has 6 exons. The record is from RefSeq and is a predicted model, not a curated record. Gene Ontology annotation, cellular component: membrane. Bases 121 to 1122 code for a protein of 333 amino acids. Gene Ontology annotation, biological process: bile acid and bile salt transport. Lineage: Eukaryota; Metazoa; Chordata; Actinopteri; Cyprinodontiformes; Poeciliidae. Gene Ontology annotation, molecular function: bile acid:sodium symporter activity.
CAAGAAUGUGAGUCAGCAUGAAGACGACUGUGCCUGUUUCUACAGUGCAACACUGCAGCCAGUUGCCUGAAAUUGAGGUGCAAGCCACAACUCAAUAAAACUGAUGUUUGAAGACUUGCCAUGAUGAAUCAGACCACCGGUUAUGGGGAAAUUGCUGCCAUAUACAAUGAUAGCAUCAUCUUUGGGAAUGGCAGCAUGGGCAUCCUGAUAAUCCCCAAAUCCAUGAACACAGCCAUUAAUAUUUUAAUGGUGACCAUACUCUUCAUCACCAUGAUUUCCCUCGGCUGCACAAUGGAGAUCUCCAAAAUUAAGGCCCAUCUUCUCAAGCCAAAAGGGGUAGCCAUUGCUUUGGUGGCCCAGUUCUGCGUAAUGCCCCUGACUGCUUUCUCUUUGACCAAAAUCCUCCGGAUGGAGCCAAUUAAGGCUGUAACAGUACUCAUCUGUGGCUGCUGUCCAGGGGGAAGCUUAUCAAACAUUUUUUCUCUCUCGGUAAAAGGUGACAUGAAUCUCAGUAUCAUCAUGACAACGUGCUCCAGCAUUGCUGCCCUGGUUCUCAUGCCGCUGCUGCUGUACAUCUUCAGCCAGGGCUUCACAGGUCUGGAAGAUGUUGUUCCUUAUGUUGGCAUCAUCACUGCUCUCGUGUUUACUCUGCUGCCUUGUGCCAUCGGUAUUUUCGUCAACCACUACAAACCAAAUUACUCUGCAACUGUUACAAAUGUUGGUCUCAGCAUCCUGAUAAUAUCCAGCAUCAUAGCUUUUGUCCUUUGUGGUCUCGCUGUGAAGGAUGUAAUAUGGAUGAUCCUCAAGCCAGACGUCCUCGCUGUGGCUGCACUGAUGCCUCUGAUUGGUUUUAUAAUGGGAUUUGUCAUGUCGGUCAUUUGCGGACUCAACCCACAAUGCAGCAGAACCAUCUCCAUGGAGACAGGGUGUCAAAACAUCCAGCUGUGCACCACCAUUCUUAAGGUGGCCUUUUCUCCACAGACCAUUGGACCCUUGUUUUUAUUUCCUUUGUUGUACAUCACGUUCCAGUGUGCAGAGGCCCUCCUUCUAGCAUUGUGCUUCAGAUGUUACCGAAGAGUCACGGCACCGCAUGGAGGAUCCAAAGAAAUGGAAAAACAUUGAUGCAAAACAAGAAGAGGUGAAACAAUGAUCUACAAAGAGACCAAUGCACUCUUGGAGAAACUACUUAAAGAGGUGUGCCAUUAUUCAAACCUGUGACGUUGACUGAAAGUCUAAAGCCUUGGCAGCCAAAAUUACCUACUGUCACAGCCGAAAUGUUUUUUGUAGUACCACAAAUGUAGAAUUUUUUUUAACUUUAUAAACAACAAUUACAAUAAUUUCAAAAAACUUUACUAUCCUGAAAAGGGAUUGUUCCAUUUCAUUGAUUGUAUUAUUGCAAAACAUCUAAUUGUGAGAGAGGAGUACUGGGCUAAUCAUAAAACUAACUUUAACACUGACUGCUAAUUUGGUGUCUGAAAUCUUUGUGUGCAAAAAAACAAACAAACAUUUGUUUGCUUUCAAACACCUGUUUUCCCAGAUGUCCAAUCUUCAAAAACCUUGACAGAAUUUGGUAAUGUUCUGUAUAAGUGUGGGAGAAGACCAAGAUGUUCAAAGAUCUUUAAAUGCCUUACAUCCAGCAUGCCAGUGAAAAGUGUAGUUAAAAAAAUGGUAAAAUGCUAUGAUUAUGCUUAUGACUGUGGAAUAUUGAUUGCAUUUUUGUUAAGUUUUCCUUUAAGAAUUAUAAAACAAUGUUUUUUGAAAACAAGAACUUGUUGCACAAGUUUGAUUUUGACCUUGAAUCUUCCAUAAUCCAAAAGGAAAACUGAACUCACAAAGUCAAAUAUGUGCAUAGUAAUUGUGGAUUAACAAAUUGCAUCUCAGCAACACACUUUUUAUAGCUAUCAGCAAGCCUCAGGCAUAAUUCAGCAUGACCUCAGACUUGAUUUUAUUAAAAUUCAGAAACUUCUGUGCCUUCAAAUUAUUAUGUGAACUGAGUCAGCAAUACACUUUUGGUGGCAAAUAAACUUCUGGUCCAUGAAUGGAGUCUUACAGCAUCCCCAAAAGGAAUUCACAAAAAUCUACUAAAAGAGCAUAUAAGGAAAUUUUAUAUUGGUAGAUAAUUUAGUUUGAGUAACAAUUCUUUGCAAUAAAUUUUAUACUGCUAGAGAGAAAAUUUAUUGAACUUAUAAGAAAAUUUGUGGAUUGAGCAGCAAAACUGGGUAUGUGGGCAGAGCCAAUGAAUAAAUGCCAAAUCAUCUCUGCCAAUCCCAAAUGCCAUAUUUUAUAAGUAACUCGUCCUGUCAAUAAAUUGGGCAAUCGAAGUUUGAAGAAACAAGACAGAAUCCAACAAUUUAUUAAUUUAGUAAAAGGGGGGCUCAGCAGUGCAUAGGGGGAUCUUAUACAACCACAACAACCAGGCGCCUCCUCCUGCUGCUGAUCACCAGCUGGGUCACGCAGCUGGUGAUGGAAUCUCAUUCUUUGACCACAAUUUGUUGAAAGUGUGUUGAUGAGAUCAGAUUGAUAUGAAUAGCAUGCAACAAAUAUGCAGUAAGAUUGAGGUCAGGACGUUCCACUUCAAUUUCUAGUUUCUAACAAUCAACCAAACAUUAUUUUCUUGCUUUUAACUAUAUUACUUUCUUGUAUCAAAAUUCAGUAAGGUUGUUUCUGGUAAAAAAAACAUUUCGCCUGAAAAACAACAACAAAAGAACUAAACAAUUCAAACAUAUCUAAAGACCUACAA